Athalia rosae (coleseed sawfly) is the source of this 1425-nucleotide messenger RNA. RefSeq names its product phosphatidylinositol N-acetylglucosaminyltransferase subunit C (gene PIG-C). The coding region runs from base 480 to 1349 and encodes 289 amino acids. The record is from RefSeq and is a predicted model, not a curated record. NCBI's taxonomy places the organism in Eukaryota, Metazoa, Arthropoda, Insecta, Hymenoptera, Athaliidae. Gene Ontology annotation, biological process: GPI anchor biosynthetic process. The transcript has 2 exons. Gene Ontology annotation, cellular component: membrane; glycosylphosphatidylinositol-N-acetylglucosaminyltransferase (GPI-GnT) complex.
AAUCAAAAUCCGCGCAAAGUAAAGAUUGUACGCGCAUAUUCCGCGGUAAUCUUAAAUGCUAUGAAUAUAACCUCAAAGGACAAACGCGCUCACACCACAUUCGACACUACUGAUGUCCAUAUAAACUACACAGUUCGUGCGUUCUUGUUUAUUCUGUCCUCAAUAAAUAAAUUUCAAAAGUGACACAACUUCUGAGUUACUGGAUCUAGGCUGAACUAUCGGGUAUAAAUUUCGGAUCGUGGGUGAGCACUACGAACCCAGCGAAAUAUUGAACAUGAUUUUAUUUCGAUGGGUAUAGACACGUAAAGGCAUUUCAAUGAGGAAUCAUCCUCGAAAGCUUCACGUUGCCCGGACGCGGAAUGCAGAUAAACUUAACAAGUGCUCACCUGGGUUUAGUUGAUGAACAUAUAUGAAAUGAAUGAAUGCUAUUUUCUUGAAAUAUUCAUGAAAAAGACAUUAGACUAAAAAAUCAAUUCCCAAUGACAUAUACUUGUGAUAAGUACAAUAUGAACGGAAAAAAGAGUAAUGGAGAGCUACCGGCUCGAUGGCGCAAAAAUUUGUACCAAACCCACGGUCUCCCUGACAAUUACACAGACAGUUCAUUUCUGGAAGAACUGCGCAAGAAUAUUAACCCAAGUAAUAUAACAGCCAUGGAAGCUAUCUCCUUUGCUGCAAGUGUAUUGACUCAACUGAACAUAGUUAUACUGUUUGUUAUCAUUUUUGUGUGGCUGAAUAACAAAUGGACGGCACCCAACAUCAUAUUUGUAUUCAGUGGGAUCCCCACGUCAGCUGGAUACUUUGUCCAUACAUUUAGAAAACCAGAUAUGUUAGGAAAAUUGUCAAAAGAUUUUAGAACUGUGGUGAUAUUUCUUGCCUUCGGUUAUAUCUUAUCACCAAUUCUGAAAACCCUGACCGAUACAGUGAGUACUGAUACAAUAUAUGCCAUGACAAUAUUCAUGUUUUUGAUCCAUCUUAUAUUCAGUAAAUAUGGCUCCCCACAAGUAACUCUCUCAGAUUCGCUAUCGAUAACGUCUUCUUUAUUCGGAUCACUUAUGUUGGCAUCAAGGUUGGCCUCGCCUUUACAUGCCUUUACCUUGCUCACAAUAUCAGUGCAGUGCUUUGUUCUAUUGCCAUUCAUUAUGUAUCAACUUCAGAAUAAAGUUAUCGUUGCAAUCAUUCUCUCUUGUACCACAGUAUACCUACUGCACUUGAUAUCGUUGACAAUUGCAUGUGUUUUUGUUGGCGUUACCAUAUUUAUUCAACUUGUUUGCCCCUUGUGGUACAUCAGGUGGCAAAAAUACAAAGAAAAUAUUUACGGACCAUGGGAUGAAGCGGUAAUUAUGUCCUGAUUAAGCUUAAGGCAUUUAUAAAAUUUCACCAUUAUUGUAAUUAACUAGUAGAUUAUUAAUUAAUAAAUAAGUUAUC